This is a messenger RNA of Elgaria multicarinata webbii, 876 nucleotides long. RefSeq names its product TLR adaptor interacting with endolysosomal SLC15A4 (gene TASL). The record is from RefSeq and is a predicted model, not a curated record. Gene Ontology annotation, biological process: regulation of toll-like receptor signaling pathway. Lineage: Eukaryota; Metazoa; Chordata; Lepidosauria; Squamata; Anguidae. The coding region runs from base 1 to 876 and encodes 291 amino acids. The transcript has a single exon.
AUGUUGUCAGAAGGAUAUCUCUGCAGAAUUGGCUAUCUCUCAAAUUACAGGUUCUGCAGCAAGCAAGGAGAAGAGUCUGUACAUGAGAUGAGGUCUUUAAAUGGUGUCACAUAUGAAUCAACAGGCGAAACAUCUGGUAGAAAUCUCUUUUGGAGGUGUAGGUCAGUUGGCAAGUUGAUCUACUCUGUCUGUUCCAGAGACAACAGAAACAGUAGAAGGCAAAAGGAGACCCUGGCACAAACUACGCAAAAGACAGCAUUUGAAAGGCAAGCCUCAGCAGCUGUGGAUAUCGGCAUCGGCUCUGCCAUAAGCAGAGAUACAUACCUGGUCCCAUCUUCUUGCAAAAGCAUUUGCAAGAAUUACAAUGACCUGCAUAUUGCUGGUGGUCAGGUGCUGCCUAUGAGUUCAGUGAAAAGAGAUUUUACUUAUGACAGUGGAAUAGGCCCAUUCCUGGAAUCAUCAGAGAUACCACCACCAAUGGAAUCUAUAUCAAUGCCACCUGCUGAGGUCCCUCGCAAGCCAACUCAAGGGUAUUCGUCCUGCUGGCGAGUGGCCAGCAUUAUGCAACAUCAGCAGCCCCUCUCUAAUUCAAUACUGAAUAACUACCUGGAAGAAAAGGUGGUGGAGCUGUACAAGCAGUAUAUCAUGGAUGGCAUGGGCAACAGUGCAUCCCCCACUCAGCUCUUGGCAUCAGAGUUCAUCAUGACCAACGUAGAUCAAAUCAGCAUGAAGCUAUCACAAGAGAGGAACAUGAAGACGACCAAAGCCAAAGAUAUGGUGAUUAACUGCCUGCUGCGACUAGCCAGUGGGAAAGUCUCCACUGAAAUGAGCACUCCUAGUCUCCACAUUUCCCAGAUGAGCACUGUGACCAAAUAA